Molecule: messenger RNA, 549 nt
Organism: Quercus robur (English oak)
Lineage: Eukaryota; Viridiplantae; Streptophyta; Magnoliopsida; Fagales; Fagaceae
Exons: 4
Coding region: 1-549 (182 amino acids)
Source: RefSeq, a predicted model, not a curated record
AUGGAGCAUCCAGUAGAUGAGCUUGUGGAGGCAAAGGUAAAGGAUAUUGAGCCAUUAGAGGUUUUAGACCUUGAAGUUGUUGAAGUUGAUGACCUAGUGGAUUAUAAUGGUCAUGCUAGCUAUUAUGAAGAUGAGGUUGAUUAUGAUGGUGAUGAUAGUGAUCAUUAUUAUGAUCAUGCUACUUAUGAAGAUGAUGAUCAUUAUAAUUAUGAUUUUCAUGAUAAUGAUGAUGAGUUUGGACAUGAUAAUGAGGAGUAUGAAAAUGAUAACCAGGAUGAUCCUAUUGAGGUAGAUACUAAACAAUUCUAUUCUAGGAGGGCUGCUAAAGAACCAGUCAUUGAGGACCAACAAAAGGAUCCAGUUAAUGACCCAAAGGACGAGAGUAGUGACACUAGGGGAAGUGACCUAGAAGAGGAAAGUGAGGAGUUGCAUAGUUUUGAUGAAUCAUCAUUUGACAGUGCUCAUGGUGAUGAUGAAAGUGAUGAUGACCAUCCUACUGCUGCUGAGAUAGACAACUCUGUUAGGAGAAUAAUCUAUACAAUAACUUGA